CAAAGUUCAAAAUGGUGGAAAAAAUGUUAUGAUACUAAAUUUGUGUUAGGAUGUUAUUAACUCUUGCCCAGACAGCUACUCUGUUGAUAAAAGUUACUUACUCUGUCCUUCGCAGUUUGGUAUCUUACAUGUUUCCACCUAAUUUUAAGGAUAUAAGUGAAGAUGUCAUAUUGGUAACUGGGGGCGGAAAAGGAAUUGGCAAGAAGAUCGCCAUCGGAUUUGCAAGAAGACGCCCAUCACACAUUAUACUGUGGGGUCGUCAUGGAAACACUCUUGAACAAACAGAAAGAGAAAUAAAAGAACUGGGAGUGAAAUGUUCACACAUGAUCUGUGAUGUCAGCAACAAAGAAAAUAUCUAUGAUUGCGCCAAACAAAUCAAGGACACCAUCGGGGAUGUGACAAUUCUUGUCAACAAUGCUGGAGUUGUCUACGGCAACCAGAUACUCACCAGCAGUGAUGAUGAUGUUGUCAAAACACUACAGGUCAAUGUCAUCGCACAUUUCUGGACCCUGAAGGCAUUCCUGCCAGCAAUGAUAGACAACAACAAGGGCCACAUUGUGAGCAUCAGCUCAGUGCUCGGGCUCAUGGGAUUGAGCGGAGCUGGAGAUUACGUUAGUGCUAAGUUUGCCUCGACAGGGAUGGCUGAAGCUUUAAUUGAUGAGCUUCGUGUCCUGAACAAGACGGGAGUGAAGGUGACGAGUGUGCACCCAUACCACAUCGAUAACACAAUGUUUGAUGGGCUGGAGUCAAGAUUGUCCCGAUGGAUGAUUCCACCAUUAACGGAAGACUACGUGGCAGACAAGACAAUCCAUGCCGUCCUCACCAACAGGUGUAAAAUACUCAUGCCACGAAUUAUGUACUUCCUCACCUGGUUUAAAAAUGUGUCUCCCAUCGAUGUCACCAUUGCAUUCUCCCGCCUGACUGGAACUGACCGAGCUAUGGAUGGGUUCAAGGGUCAUGCAAGAGCCAGCUAAAUCAAUCAGAUU
This is a messenger RNA of Haliotis rubra (blacklip abalone), 986 nucleotides long. RefSeq names its product short-chain dehydrogenase/reductase 3-like. The coding region runs from base 51 to 974 and encodes 307 amino acids. Gene Ontology annotation, molecular function: oxidoreductase activity, acting on the CH-OH group of donors, NAD or NADP as acceptor. The transcript is spliced from 6 exons. NCBI's taxonomy places the organism in Eukaryota, Metazoa, Mollusca, Gastropoda, Lepetellida, Haliotidae. Gene Ontology annotation, cellular component: lipid droplet. The record is from RefSeq and is a predicted model, not a curated record.